GGUGCAGUCAGCUGAUGGAUGAAAGACGCUGAGUCAGCUCUAUCUUCUCCGGUCCUACCAGGGGGAAGUGGCCGAGUCCCAGCCUUGGGUUUCAGACCUACUAGUCCGCCUCUGGAAACCUGUUGCAGUACCUUCCUCUCGGCUGCUGCAGCCUAUCAUGGCACAGCUGGCCGCAGUAUCCUUGUUCGGAUCAGAGAGCUGCAGUCACGAGUUGCUCGUGACAGUCAUUUCCACCCUGCACAUGGGAGAGAGGACGGUUGGAUGUCUACAUAUUUAAAUUGCCCACUCCACUUUGUUACUGAGGCACACAAUGCUGUCGCUGGAGCAGGCGAAGCAGAGCUUGGAGAGUGCGGGACAGGCUCACGUCCUGGAGUUUUGGCCGGAGCUGUGCGAGGAGGAUAGGGCCAAUUUACUCCGGGAACUGUCUCAGCUGGAUCUAAAGGGACUGAAGGACCACUGUGACCGAGCUGCAAAGGCUGCAGCCUCCCCGGCUGCCAGCCUGGACCAGUUCAUAGAGCCAGUCCCUCCAGAGAUCAUCGGCAGUGUGAGGAAAAGUGACAAAAACUCUCUUGCAGAGUGGGAAAAUGAAGGGCUAUUGCAAAUAUCAGAAAAUCGAGUUGGAGUCCUGCUCUUGGCCGGCGGUCAGGGAACCCGUCUCGGUGUGCUGUAUCCCAAAGGCAUGUAUAAUGUUGGACUACCAAGUGGCAAAACCUUGUAUCAGAUUCAGGCCGAGCGCAUUCACAAAAUCCAGGAGCUAGCAGAUGUGAAGCAUGGCUCAAAAUGCACUGUUCCAUGGUAUAUAAUGACCAGUGAGUUCACUCUGGCUCCCACUGAGAUGUUCUUCAAGGAGAACAACUACUUUGGUCUGGAGCCAUCUAACAUCAUUAUGUUUGAGCAAAGGAUGAUCCCAGCAGUGACCUUUGAUGGAAAGGUCAUCCUGCAGGAUAAAGGGAAGAUAGCAAUGGCCCCCGAUGGUAAUGGUGGUCUGUACCAGGCCUUGGUGGACAAUAAGGUGCUUGAAGACAUGAAGAAGAGGGGGGUGGAGUACCUGCAUGUGUACGGUGUAGACAACAUCCUGGUCAAGAUGGCCGACCCUGUGUUCAUCGGCUUCUGUGUGAGCAAAGGGGCUGACUGUGGAGACAAGGUGGUGGAGAAGGUGGAUCCUGCUGAGCCAGUAGGUGUGGUUUGCUUUGUGAAAGGUGUUGCCCAGGUGGUUGAAUACAGCGAGGUCCAGCCAGAGACAGCUGAGCUCCAAGGACCUGAAGGAGAGUUGGUCUAUAAUGCUGGAAACAUCUGUAAUCACUUCUUUACCAGGACCUUCCUGCAGGAUGUAGCAGAAAAAUUUGAAGGCCAGUUGAAACAACAUGUUGCAAUCAAGAAGGUGUCCUUUGUGGACACCUGUGGCAAUCAAGUUAAACCCAGCACACCCAAUGGCAUUAAGAUGGAGAAGUUUGUCUUUGACGUUUUUCCAUUCUCAAGGAACUUUGUUGUGUUUGAGGCUGUAAGAGAGGAUGAGUUUUCCCCCCUGAAAAAUGCAGAUGGGGCAGCCACAGACAGCCCGACCACAACCAGGAACUCCCUGCUGGCUCAGCACUGCCGCUGGGCCAUGGCUGCUGGAGCCACGCUGCUGGAUGAACAGGGGAAUGCUCUUUCUCUGCCAACCAGUGUAUCGGCACGGGACAGUCCUCUAGCACAAUGUGAGAUUUCACCACUGGUCUCCUACUUUGGAGAGGGCCUGGAGCAGCUGCUGAAAGGGAGGACACUGCAAACUCCCUUCAUUCUGGAUGAAAAAAGGGCCAAAGAGCUGCAGGCUCAAUAAGACAUCUCUGAUCAACAUAGUCUUACAUGAUUGUCAGCAGACAUUCCAGUACAGCAGAGUACCUCACUGAUGUGUUCGGGUAGUUUCAGCCCAAGAAUGAACAGUUGUUGAAAUCAAUAGCUGAAUUGCAUGUCCAUCAUAAAAAAAA
This is a messenger RNA of Monopterus albus (swamp eel), 1967 nucleotides long. RefSeq names its product UDP-N-acetylglucosamine pyrophosphorylase 1 like 1 (gene uap1l1). Gene Ontology annotation, molecular function: UDP-N-acetylglucosamine diphosphorylase activity. The record is from RefSeq and is a predicted model, not a curated record. The transcript has 9 exons. Lineage: Eukaryota; Metazoa; Chordata; Actinopteri; Synbranchiformes; Synbranchidae. Gene Ontology annotation, biological process: UDP-N-acetylglucosamine biosynthetic process. Bases 311 to 1819 code for a protein of 502 amino acids.